AUGUUCAAGUUCCACGCUGAAGAAAAGUGCUCUAGGCCGAGGCUGUUCUUGGAAAGCCAUCCAGAUCUCAGCUGUCCAAUGUGCUCCGUGAACCUAACUCGCGAUUCUAUUCGCAGACUCACUGACGCGAUGAGCGUCCUGUUAGCUUGGAAUGCCGAAGGCGUGAACGAAUCUCAGACUAAUGAGCAGACGGACUCGCCUUCCGCCGGUGCCCCUGCCGAACCGAGUGCUGUCUGUUCGGAUGCUAUUUCGCGGACUCCUAUGCGUUAA
Messenger RNA from Dibothriocephalus latus, 270 nucleotides. The record is from the annotation of a GenBank genome assembly. Lineage: Eukaryota; Metazoa; Platyhelminthes; Cestoda; Diphyllobothriidea; Diphyllobothriidae.